AUGGUUUCCAUCACAUACCACUCAGACCACGAUAUCUCCGGCAUCCUAAUCAUCUCACACGCAGUCCUGAGUUUCCUGGCCACUGUUCUCUUCUUGCUUAGACUCUACGCCUCGUGGCGGACACCGCAUGCAAUAUGGACCGCCGAUGUUCACAUUUCGCUGAUAGCGUUGCUGUCAAAUCACGCUUUACUUGCUAUUGAACUUGCCGCCGUUCCGCUUGGUCUUGGGACCAACAUCCAAGAUGUGAUGGAUAAUCAACCUAACGGCACUGCUCCUCUGUUCAAGAGUAUUCUGGCCAUCGAUAUUAUACAUUGCGUAGCGUGCUCGGCCGCCAAGAUAGCAGUCCUCGCCAUGUACUACCGUCUUUUCUCAGCUUCAAAGGUUUUGCGGUGCUGGGUAUGGGGAACAACGAUUGCAAUCUUGCUGUGGCUCAUUGCUGUGAUUUUGGUCAGCACUUUCUCGUGUUUGCCCGUAGAGUAUCACUGGGACAAGUCCCUUCCUGGUACCUGCAUGGGAAUCAGCAAAGUAGGGAUUCUGUUCCCGAACAUCAUCUUCGACAUCAUAGCCAUGGUCCUCCCCAUCAACGAGAUAUGGAGGCUGCAGAUGCCACGAACCAAGAAGGCGGCACUCACGGGCAUCUUUCUAAUCGGCGGCAGCGUCAUCUUCAUCUCCAUCUCCCGGCCGCUCCUCUUCUGGAUCUUCCGCCCCGUGCCCGGCAUAGCGCACAACGUCAGCCAGACCACCAUCUUCCCCUACACGGCAUCGGCCGCCGAAGUCUGCCUCGAUAUCAUCGGCGCCUGCCUACCGCCCUGCGCUUCUCUCUUCAGGCGCUUCUUCGGCGGAGUCGUGAAUGUUGUAAAGUCGGGACAUAAUUACUCCACCUCGAGGGGCAAACCCAGCAGCAAAGAAUCCUCAACAAAGAGAUCCAGCAAAGUACGCGCCCUUACCAUCGGCAAGGCGUCUAACCGCAAGCGAACCGACGCCGACGACGCGAUCGAUCUUGAGGGAUCAUUUGAACGGCUCGGGGAUGGGGGAAUGUAG
This is a messenger RNA of Colletotrichum phormii, 1041 nucleotides long. RefSeq lists its product as uncharacterized. The coding region runs from base 1 to 1041 and encodes 346 amino acids. The transcript is spliced from 7 exons. NCBI's taxonomy places the organism in Eukaryota, Fungi, Ascomycota, Sordariomycetes, Glomerellales, Glomerellaceae. The record is from RefSeq and is a predicted model, not a curated record.